UUCAUUCUUGUCACGCCACGUAUGACAGAAAUUUAUUUCCAAAAUGAAUUGUUUCGUUAUCUUUGUCUCUGUCGCCCUUUCGGUUUCAACGACAGUUUUCGCUCAGCCUUUGAACGAAGAUGAAAUAAGGGAAAACGCAAGAAAAGUAAUGAUGGACUGUAAAGACAAGGUUGGAGCUUCGGAUGCAGAUGUGGAAGCACUAAAAAUGCACAAAAUGCCCGAGUCUCAUGAAGGUUUCUGCAUGCUCGAAUGUGUCUUUGACAGCGCAAAAAUAAUGCAAGAUGGAAAGUUCAGUAAAAGUGGGAUGGUAGAAGGCUUCAAACCACUUAUAGGCGAUGACAAGGCAAAACUGGAAAGUCUCGAAAAACUAUCGGCUACUUGUGAAGGCGAAUUGGGAAAUGGCGAAGACAAAUGCGAAACUGCCAAACGCUUGGUCGAAUGUGUCAUCAAAAAUGGGAAAUCUCACGGUUUUGAAAUACCCUCGCCUCGUGAAUAA
This is a messenger RNA of Tribolium madens (black flour beetle), 496 nucleotides long. Its product is annotated as general odorant-binding protein 19d-like. Gene Ontology annotation, molecular function: odorant binding. The coding region runs from base 44 to 496 and encodes 150 amino acids. Lineage: Eukaryota; Metazoa; Arthropoda; Insecta; Coleoptera; Tenebrionidae. The transcript is spliced from 2 exons. The record is from RefSeq and is a predicted model, not a curated record. Gene Ontology annotation, biological process: sensory perception of smell.